GUAGGACCACCCAAAACUGCUUCAGCCUAUAAAUACUGCAAGAGUGAGACCUUCAGUUAGAUUAACGCUCACUGUACGACAGGAGGCAAACUGAAUCUUGGAACAAUGAUGAGAGUCCAACUCGCAACCUUUAUUGUCGUAACAGUCUUUAUGACUGCGAAUUCCUGGCCCUCAGAACAAGAAAGGGCCCUUGACUACCCAAAUUUUCUACAGGAAUGGGUGAGUGAAGACAAUGAAGAUUACCCGAACACCUUUGCUGACGAGCAGGUGGAUAAUAAUUACGGCGACGGUCUCCAAACUCAGUACAUCCUUCCUGUUGAAUCUCUGGAGGUCGGCCAGAGUAUCACAGUAGUCUUCAGGAACCCUGACUCUGGUCGAGUGGGGCUGACUCUGGUCACCGACAACGGCGACUUUGUCCUCCGUGCUGCUGUUCGGGUUAAGUACAGAGACUCUACGAAAGCCUUCUUACUUAACACACGAAAGAAUAACCGCUGGGGAUUGAUUGUAACACCCCAAAACUUCCCGUUUCCAACAGGUUCGGUGUCUACAACAAUUUCUAUGACGGUUACUGUUAAAGAUAGUAAGUUUGUCAUAACUGCAAACGAAAUCAAAAUAGCCGACUUCCCAUACCGUGGAUCUCUGACCUACAACAAAGUGGCCAAAAUCUUGUGGGGGUGCCAAUGAAGGCACAGCCACAAAGAAAUCAAAGUUGGAGAAGAUCUCAAUCUCGUUUCCAUAAGAGGACAAUGAUUCAGCAUGUCAAGACUGUAGGAAUUUAGGACUGCUUUUGACAUUGUAUAAUUAGUAUUACGUGCACGUGUUUGCUAUAUCAUAGAAUAUUUGUCGGACGGUA
Molecule: messenger RNA, 853 nt
Organism: Geodia barretti
Lineage: Eukaryota; Metazoa; Porifera; Demospongiae; Tetractinellida; Geodiidae
Source: the annotation of a GenBank genome assembly